This is a messenger RNA of Ornithorhynchus anatinus (platypus), 2197 nucleotides long. RefSeq names its product leucine rich repeat containing 47 (gene LRRC47). The record is from RefSeq and is a predicted model, not a curated record. Gene Ontology annotation, biological process: phenylalanyl-tRNA aminoacylation. Bases 16 to 1776 code for a protein of 586 amino acids. The transcript is spliced from 7 exons. Gene Ontology annotation, molecular function: protein binding; RNA binding; phenylalanine-tRNA ligase activity. NCBI's taxonomy places the organism in Eukaryota, Metazoa, Chordata, Mammalia, Monotremata, Ornithorhynchidae.
GAGCGGGCGGGCAACAUGGCGGCGGCGGCGGCGGCGGCGGCGGCCGGUCCUGAGGGGCCCGAGGAGGAGGGAGAGUGGGCGGAGGUGGAGCGGGCGGCGCGGGAGGGGCGUCGGGAGCUGGUGCUGACGGGCCCGGGGCUGGAGGCGCGGGUGCGGGCGGCGGGGGGCCGGCUGCCGCCAGGCGUGCUGGCGCUGGGGCGGCUGCGGGCGCUGGAGGUGAGCGGCUGCGGGGCGCUGCGGGAGCCGGGGCCGGGCCUGGCGCCGGGCCUCCCGCAGCUGCAGAGCCUGGUCCUCCGGCGCAACGGGCUGGGGCCCGACCUGGGCUGCGGGCUGGGCCCGCUGCCCGCCCUGCGCCUCCUCGACCUGUCGGCCAACGCGCUGGAGGCCCUGCCGGCCGGCCGCGGGCUGCCCGUCCUGCCGCAGCUCAGCGGGCUGGACCUCAGCCACAACCGCCUCGGAGAGCUGCCCGCCGACCUGCCCCGCUGCGCCCCGCGCCUGCAGACGCUCCGCCUCGCCGGCAACCGCCUGGUCCGCCUGCCCGACGCCUUCUUCUGCCCCGGGGCGCUGCCCCUGCUCAGCCACCUGGACGCCAACCACAACCUGCUAAGGAGCCUGGGGCCCGGGGUCGCCCACCUCGUCGCCCUCAAGAAGCUGGAUCUCUCCAAUAACGAACUGACUGAGAUCCCCGAGGAACUCGCCGACUGCCCCAAGCUCAAGGAGAUCAACUUCAAAGAGAACAAACUGAAAGACAAACGCCUGGAGAAGAUGGUCAACGGCUGCCAGACCAAGUCCAUUCUGGACUACCUGCGUGUGGGCGGGCGAGGAGGCGGCAAAGGGAAGGGGAAACCGGAUCAGUCGGUAAAAGAAGAAGCCAGGAAGAAAAAGCGGGAGAAAAAGCAGAGGAAGGAGAGCGGGGAGGGAGAGGAGGAGCUGGAGGAGGUGCAGAAACUGCUGAUCAGGAUCCUACACGUAUCGGAGAACCCGGCGCCCGUAACGGUGAAGGUGUCCGCCGAGGUCAAAGACGUCCGCCCCUACAUCGUGUGCGCCGUGGUGCGAGGAAUGCACCUGGAGCCGGGAAAUGCCCUGAAGCGGUUUCUCUCUGCACAGACCAAACUCCACGAAGACAUGUGCGAGAAGAGAACGGCGGCCACCAUAGCGACCCACGACCUCAAGCUGAUCAAAGGCCCCCUGCUGUACGGAGCCCGGCCCCCUCAGGAUUUCAAGAUCGUGCCCCUCGGACGGAAAGAGAUCAAGGCGAAGGACCUGGUCCGCCAACUACAACAAGAGGCCGAGGAGCAACGGAAGCAGAAGAAGCGGCAGAGCGUCUCCGGCCUGCACAAGUAUAUCCACCUGCUGGAUGGAAAAGAAAACUACCCUUGUCUGGUAGAUGCCGAUGACGUGGUGAUUUCCUUCCCUCCGAUCACAAACAGCGAGAAGACGAAGAUUAAAAAGACAACUUCGGACUUGUUCCUGGAAGUGACCAGCGCCACCAGCUUGCAGAUCUGUAAAGAUAUCAUGGACACCCUCAUUCUGAAAAUGGCAGAGCUCAACAGAGUCACUCUAGAAAGCGAGGAAGAGUCUCUCUCUGACUCGGAACUUGAUGCCUCAUCUGGGCCCAUAAGCCCCAAGCUGGCCCUGAACUCUGAGAAAGAAGGAAAUUCUCCCCUAAUUGUAGAGCAGGUGCGUGUGGUAGAUUCGGAAGGCAGCUUGAAGGUUCUGUAUCCUUCCAAAACCGACCUGGAUAUCUCUGCUUCCUACCUAACCGUAAUCCGUUGAUAGACGUGGCCGUGGCUUUGGUAGCCGUGGGCCGUUUAUAAAAUAUCUUGGGGGUCUUUUUUUUUUUUUUUGCAUCUUUUACAAGAGCUUGUAUAUGGUAUAAUUAAAUUAUUCAUUACAUUUUGCACCCCUGUAUCUUUUAUAAGGAAAAAAAUGUAACGUUUUGGUUUUUGAAGACGUAUCUGUAAUUGUACUAGUGACCGUUACACCCCUCACUCCUUAAAGAACCAAACGGCUUAGAACUCAAGUUUUGAAAUCCAGAAGCCCAAUAAUCCAAAUUUGAUUGGGAAUGUCAAAGUGCUUUUAUUUUUAUUUAAUUUUUCAAACACCAUCAGAGUGUUAGCCUCUGACUUGCAGUGGGGCUGUCUCCCGUCUCGGAGAACUCAGGCGUUAAAUAAAAUGAUGAUUGCUUGAUCUCGGA